Messenger RNA from Neohortaea acidophila, 2703 nucleotides. RefSeq lists its product as uncharacterized. The transcript has a single exon. The record is from RefSeq and is a predicted model, not a curated record. Bases 163 to 2310 code for a protein of 715 amino acids. NCBI's taxonomy places the organism in Eukaryota, Fungi, Ascomycota, Dothideomycetes, Mycosphaerellales, Teratosphaeriaceae.
UGACAUUCCACGCUCGCCAGCGUGCGCCACGCCAGCACUACGCACCAUCGCCACCACCGACCCGCAUCGCCCUUCCUCCCCACCUCUACUCCUCCUAGCAUCAUCGCGCUCGCAUGCGUCUGCUUCCAUGAUCCCCCCUCCCCCCGAUCAGCGAGCUACAGAAUGCAUCCCGUCUCGCCGCGCCCCUCGCUGCCGGCGCACCUCUCCUUUCAACAGCCCUCGUCCGCUGACCAUGCAACCCGUCGACCGUCGUUGAUGAAGCGCCAGAGCAGCCAGUCCUCCCACAACUCCAGGCAUGCCCAACUGAGCCCCAGCUCGACGGGCGAGUGGGAAAGCCAGCCCGCCCGACACCAUGUCAAGCCUGCGCGCAAGACCAAGAUUGUCCUCCCUAGAGCGCAUGGCAGCGCGCGCAAUCUGGCCAAACUGGCGCAACAGGCCCCGCUCCAUACCCCCACCACCGAAGAGCCGCGCCGGUUAUCGCGACCCCGACUACCCAAGGACAGCGAUUCGGAAAUCCGACUUCCUCGCAGUUUAGAGGAUCAACGCAUCCCCCCCUUGAGGCGCAACCUCACCGCACACCAGCUGCCGCGCAACCUCUCGCACACCAAGCUGAAGAAGAACCUCUCGCACGGCCAGCUCACCAAGCUUGCCCUCAACUCCACCGCCAACAGGAGACCGUCGUCUCCUGUUGGCAAGAUACGCAAUAAACGCCCAAAGUCUGCAGACAUGGCCGGUCUGGAGAAGGACCUCCAUCAGCAGGAGGUGGAACUCGCGCAGCACCAUCAAGACCAUAGACAGGCCUUCAAAAAGGUGGACUUUGCCGUCGGUAGUUCCGACGGAGGUAGCGACGCAGAAGAUCUGCCACAGAUGGAGGGCCAAGGCUUGCAAGAGGAUGAAUGGACGGAUCAGAGUACGAGCGCAAGCCCGUACAGCACGCGACAAAACACAGCCAACAACUCACGGAGGGCGAGUGUGGUGGCAGAGAGGCCGCUGGACAGGAAGGCCACGUCCAACGCAGCCAAAUCACAUGAUUACAUCUCACAUCAAGCGCAGCAGUCGAAGCGGCGCCAAGCUCCGCCAGAAGUCGAUGGUACUCCCGCACAGGGCUACGAUAAUGCAGACGAGGCUGUCGUCGAGGAUGAUGUGCCCAGUCCACAGUCGACACCGUUACCCCGGGAGGGGGAUAUGAAAGAUGGUGCAGCGCAAAAGAUCGAGCCGGCCGAAGCGGCGCUGAUUACAAGGCAGCCACAAAUCUCCUUCUCAGGAGGGACAAAAGAGCCGCGAAACCCCGCGGAGCGACACCUCUUGGCGCGCAGUAAUAAUAAUCCCGCGCCUGCUCUGGUGAGCAACAUUAGCGCACUAAAUGCACGUCGCGAUCAGGGAUCGCCAGCGCAGUCCAUGGCAUCGGCACCGUCUCGCACAGCUGGCGAUGAGCCGCUUGAUCCCGAGCAAGAGGAGCUGGUAUCACGCUUCGUGCCGAGCGGAUCGCACCCGUCGGGAGGGAGUGGUGCAAAUACCACAUCAACCACCCCCAAGACUGGCAGCAUCCACACGCCUGACAGUGACAAUAUGCCGGUGGAACGGCACAAAGACAGGGGCUCGCCAAGCUUUGGCAUUGGGCCAGUCACACCCGACUCGGCGCCAUCGCUGUCGUCCAGCGCACAAACGCCGGGCUUCUGGCGAUCGCGGAAUGAAGAGCGCAUGAUGAAUGAGAAGGCGAUCGCGGAGAUGGAAGAUGCGGGCAAGAUGGCACCGAUCAUCCCGGCGCAUGUCUUUGACCGACGAAACGAGUCGCUCAAGUCGUAUCUCAACCUCGCCGCGCUCGGAGGCGACAGUCGAGGCGGGCUCUCGACCCCCACCGGCCUGAGCAUGGGCCCGGAGAUCUUCCAAGGCCGCUUCAAAGCCGUCAACACGGAGCUCAAAGUUGUCCAGCGCUUUCGCGACCCCGUCGGCGAGUCGGUCGCGCGACUCUUCCUCUGCAAGGAGAGGGAUAUGGGCAAGCUGCGGACGAGCAAGGCAUCGCCGGCGAAGCAACAGGCGACGAAGCUUCGCGUGAGCAAGUCCAGCACUACAUUGCCCCGACAAGCCAGCAGGCUAGCAACAUCAACGUCACCGCCAGAGUCACCCAGCCCCCACAAGCCGGCGAUGACCAGCGCAAAGAGUGCGACGAGCCUCAAGCGCAGCGAUAGUCGUCCGAGCAAGGUCACGUUCUCUCAGGCCAGUCCCACGAUGCGCGACAUGGGCGACGAGGCGGAAGGGCAGGAUGCGGACGCGAUUGCGCGGCAGCUGUGGGAGAAGAUGACAGCGUAGGAAUGUGGUGUAUGAUCUAGACCCUCCCAUCGAAGUGGCUUGGAGACCGGCACGGCGGAGCUUGUUACUGCUGCUUGGUCCGGCGUGAGUUGCUACGAGUGCGGCGUAUUACUGGGCGACUGUACAUAUUUGCCAUCCAUUGCUAGCCGGACAGCCGUUUGGAAGUUUGUUGUGAUUGCAUCAGAGCACGCAUCCGGCGGAGGCCGCGGAAUCGUGCAGGGCAGGAGAUAUAUUGUAUGUGUGUAAUGUCAAGGAUUGGAUCGCAUCGCCUACUUCCAACGCGCCGGGCAGGUGCAAAGUGCCUGCAUAUUGCACUCUGACCGCAUUCGACGAUCUCCGGCCACCACGUGCGGACGACGAUGGCAGCGUUGUAGUGCCGUUGGUGCCGUCGGG